Molecule: messenger RNA, 2016 nt
Organism: Ectocarpus siliculosus
Lineage: Eukaryota; Phaeophyceae; Ectocarpales; Ectocarpaceae
Source: the annotation of a GenBank genome assembly
AACCAGCACUUGUGGUGACAGAUCGCUUCAUCGAGAUUCAGUACCGCUCACGACACACUUCACCGAAAGCGGUUGGACAGUAUCUAGCCGCUCCCGUAAGGAAUCAACGAGUCAAUGCUAGGUGCCACCUUCAGUCGUGUUCGAGGCGGGCUCGGGAGCAAGAUUAAUACAAGCACAAGUGUGCGAACCGCAACAGCAGCCGGCUCCCGUACCAUGAGUUUGUGGAGUGAAAUGCCCAUGGGACCUGCUGACCCAAUCCUGGGACUCACCGAUGCUUUCAACAAGGACACGAACCCGAACAAGGUAAGCCUUGGGGUCGGUGCAUACAGAGGCGACAACGGAAAACCGUUCGUACUGGACUCUGUGAGGAAGGCAGAGAAGCUGGUGCUCGACAAAUCCCUCAACCACGAGUACGCUGGAAUAGCAGGCGUGCCGGAUUUCACGAAACUGUCGCUGGCGUUCGCGUACGGGAAGGACUCCCCUGCCCUCACGGAAAACCGUGUCGCUGGUGUACAGACCCUGUCGGGUACUGGGGCUUGCCGCGUCAUGGGAGAGUUGUUCGCGAGGUUCCGCGGCACGGGGUCCGCGAUCUACGUGCCCAACCCUACCUGGGGAAACCACAUCCCCAUCUUCAAGAACGCGGGCUUGGAGGUUAAGAAGUACCGAUACUUCGACCCGGAGACGGUCGGCCUUGACUUCGAAGGUCUGAUCUCGGACGUGCAGGCAGCGGAGGAUGAAUCGGUGUUCUUGCUUCACGCCUGUGCCCACAACCCCACGGGGAUUGACCCUUCGCAGGAUCAGUGGGCGGAGCUGAGCAAGGUCAUGAAGAGUAAAAAGCACACCGCUUUCUUCGAUUGCGCUUAUCAGGGCUUCGCCUCUGGAGAUGCGGAAUUGGAUGCUUGGGCAAUCCGGCGAUUCGUUGCCGACGGUCACUGCAUUGCCCUCGCGCAAUCCUUCGCCAAGAACUUUGGCCUCUACGGGCAGAGGAUCGGUGCGCUGUCGGUGGUCUGCAACGAUGCCGAAGAGGCUGAAAGAGUAGGAUCCCAGAUCAAGAUUGUGAUCCGUCCCAUGUACUCCAACCCGCCCGUGCAUGGUGCGCGCCUAGUCGCGGAGAUUUUGAGCGACGAGGCCCUUUCCCAGGAAUGGUCCGGAGAAUGCAAGGCCAUGGCAGACCGAAUCAUUGCGAUGCGAACGGCGCUCAGGGGGCACCUAGAGGGACUCAAAUCUGGUCGAUCGUGGGAGCACAUCACGGACCAAAUCGGCAUGUUCUGCUACACAGGUCUUACUCAGGAGGAGGUGCUCAAGGUACGCGAGGAUUCGCACAUUUACUUCACCAACGACGGUCGGAUCUCCAUGGCCGGCAUCACAACUGCCAACGUAAAAUAUGUGGCAAAGAGCAUCUACGCGGUCACUGGAUAGGAUCGUAGUAUUAUCGUGCGAUUUCAUGUUUACCCAGCAACAGGGAAACUAAUGUGCUUUUGACUGCAACGAUGAGAUUUCCUAAGUAACGUGCCGCAAAGGUAUGUUACCCGUUGUCCGUGUAGGACAGAGUACUCCUCGUUUUGUUUUAUUUUUGCGAAUUCAAGCAUUAAGCUUGACUAGUGGAAUUCGUGUUCGUGUGCACCAUCUUGUACGAUGUCUCGGCCGGUCCUUGUUGUACCGAGAUUUUCCUUCUGUGUUAUGAGAUCGUGCCUCUUAGGUUUGGAAUGCGUGUUGCGUGCCACAAAGUGUAGGUCGCCGCCACCGUUUUGCUGGUGGGACAUUCUGUUUCGCAUUGGCUCGCAUGUGGUGUUGCAGGCAUGGGCAUGUAUUUAUAGUCUGUCGUGUCAUUGGUCGGUGUGCUAAAUAGGACCGGGAGGCUGUCAUUUAGUACAUGGUAGCGUUUAGCUGCGAGCGUGCUGCAAGAUACCGUCUGCUUUGGAGUAGAGACAGUGAAGGUAGGCGCAGGAAUGACAGGAUAUGGCACUGCAAAAAUGGAGGCCUUCGUGGCACCCGACAAGAACCAAGUCCGCUACG